AUGGGCAGCGCGUCGUCGGUGCUGGGCCCGGCGGGCGAGGCCUAUGGCGGCGGGGGCGGCGGGGGCGGGGACGGGGACCCCUGCGACAUCCCGGUGGAGGUGAGGCCCAAGGCCCGGCUGCUGCGCGGCCCUUGCCGCCGGGGCCCCGCGGCGCUGGCGGGGGCCAGCUUCCGCUCCACCGCCUCGUCCGGGCCCGAGGCCGACGGCGCGGCGGCCGAGCUGGACCGGCUGAGGAAGGACUACGACGUCCUCCGGCAGGGCCGCAGCCGGGAGCUGCAGGCCCUGGCGCGACGCGAGGACCGCCUGCACUGCCACAACAAGCGCCUCAGGGCCGAGCUGCAGGCACUUCAGAAAACUUAUCAGAAGAUAUUGCGAGAGAAAGAAAGUGCGUUGGAAGCCAAAUAUCAAGCAAUGGAGAGGGCAGCGACCUUUGAACACGAUAGAGACAAAGUCAAAAGACAGUUUAAGAUUUUUAGGGAAACUAAGGAAAAUGAAAUCCAGGAUUUAUUAAGGGCCAAGAGAGAACUAGAGAGAAAGCUUCAGAGGCUGCAGUCCCAAGGUAUUCAAGUGUUUGAUCCCGGAGAAUCCGAUUCAGAUGAUAACUGCACAGAUGUCACUGCUACUGAAACUCAGUGUGACUAUUGGCCUGGAGGAGCCUUGGGAAGUGAGCCUUCAAUGGGCAGUAUGAUGCACCUUCAGCAAUCUUACAGAGGACCUGAAUUUGCCCACAGUUCUAUAGAUGUGGAGGGACCAUUUGCAAAUGUUACUAGAGAUGACUGGGAUGCUGCCGUAGCUAGUUUAUUACAGGUUACUCCGUUGUUUUCACAUUCUCUUUGGAGUAACACAGUAAGGUGCUAUCUCAUCUGGACAGAUGAAACACAACCUGAAGUGGACAUUUUUCUCAAGGACUACUCGCCGAAACUUCAAAGAAUGUGUGAGACAAUGGGAUACUUCUUUCAUGCAAUUCAUUUUCCAGUAGAGAGUGCAACUCAUUACCUCAGUGCAAAAAAAUGGGAAAUAGAGAAAAGUUCUUUAGUUAUUUUGUUCAUUCAUUUAGCUUUACCAAGCUGUUUGUUGGAGGACUGUGAAGAAGCAUUUUUAAAAAACCCAGAAGGAAAGCCGCGAUUGAUUUACCGCCGAUUGGAAGAUGGCCAGGUUAGCUCAGACUCUGUGCAGCAGUUCGUUGAACAAGUUUGCUACUCGGACCAGGCUAACAAAGCCAAGAUCAUUGAUCAUCAAGGAGAACCUGCAGAAGGCGCUUAUAAAACCUACACUUAUGUGGAAAGCAUUAUUAAGCAGGACUUACUGGGCUUUGAGAGCUCAGAUCUGGAAAUGAAGAAAUCAAAUACUGAAGGAGAUUCUGUCAUCCCAGAAGAGGAAGAUUACGGAGAUGUUCUUUGGGAUGUACAUGAUGAACAGGAGCAGAUAGAAGCUUUUCAGCAGGCUUCUAAUUCAACAUACGAGCUGGGUUUUGAGAAAUAUUACCAGCGCCUCAAUGACCUAGUGGCAGUCCCAGCUCCUAUUCCACCUUUACUUGUUACCGGAGGACCCGGCUCUGGAAAGUCCCUCCUGCUAUCAAAAUGGAUUCAACUGCAACAGAAGCACGCCCCUAACACACUAAUUCUUUAUCAUUUUGUGGGGAAGUCCAUGUCUACCAGUUCAGAGUCUGCCUUGAUAAUUAAACGAUUAAUCUUAAAGCUCAUGCAGCAUACUUGGUCAUUGUCUGCUUUAACCCUGGAUCCUGGUAAGCUCUUGGAGGAAUUUCCUCGCUGGCUAGAAAAACUCUCUGCUCGCCACCAAGGCAGCAUUAUCAUCAUUAUUGACUCUAUUGACCAAAUUCAGCAAGUUGAGAAACAUAUGAAAUGGCUGAUAGAUCCCCUGCCAGUAAAUGUCAGAGUAAUCGUUUCAGUGAAUGUCGAGACUUGUCCUCAGGCAUGGAGAUUGUGGCCCACCCUUCAUCUGGACCCUUUGAAUUCAAAGGAUGCAAAAUCUCUUAUUACUGCAGAAUGCAACUGUGCAGAUAUCAAAUUGACUAAAGAGCAGGAGAAGAAGUUAGAGAGACACUGUCGAUCCUCUACAACCUGCAAUGCUUUAUAUGUAACUCUUUUGAGUAAAAUGAUCACGUGGGCUGGAAGAGGACGUGAUAUUGAUGAAGUUCUUAAACAGUGUUUCCAGUGUCAAGACACAGUGUCAUUAUAUAGGUUAGUUCUGCAAACAGUUCAGGAGUCCAUGAUGACUAUAAAGGAAAAAGAGCUAAUGAAAGAGAUUCUCUGCCUAGUCAGUGUUAGCCACAAUGGAGUGAGUGAAUCAGAACUGAUGGAACUCUACCCUGAACUGACCUGGGCAGUACUGACCUCACUUGUUCACAGUUUGAACAAGAUGUGUCUGUUGACAUAUGGUUGUGGUUUGUUGAAGUUUCAACAUCUUCAGGCCUGGGAAACAGUAAGACUGGAAUAUAUGGAAGAAGGCCAAAGUAUUAUUUCCACAUACAGGGAAAAACUAAUAAACUAUUUCACCAUGCAGCUAAGGCAGGACAGAGUGACUUGGAGAAGUGCAGAUGAACUCCCUUGGCUUUUCCAACAAAAAGGAGACAAGCAGAAGCUGCAUGAGUGUUUGCUGAACCUCUUUGUGUCCCAAAAUCUUUACAAGAGAGGUCAUUUUGCAGAAUUACUGAGCUACUGGCAGCUUGUCGGGAAAGACAAGAGCACCAUGGCAGCAGAGUAUUUUGAUUCUUUAAAACAAUAUGAGAAAAACUGUGACGCGGAAGAAAGUUUAAUUUGUUUGGCUGAUCUUUACGAGACCUUGGGACGCUUUCUCAAAGACCUAGGUCUUCUCAGUCAGGCUGUUGCUCCUUUGCAGAGGUCCCUAGAAAUUCGUGAAACAGCUCUGGAUCCGGAUCACCCAAGAGUGGCCCAGUCCCUCCACCAGCUAGCAGGGGUUUAUGUGCAAUGGAAGAAGUUUGGCAGUGCUGAACAAUUGUAUAAACAGGCCCUAGAAAUCUCUGAGAACGCUUAUGGCUCUGAGCACUCACGGGUGGCUCGUGACCUCGAUGCCCUGGCAACACUGUACCAAAAGCAAAACAAAUAUGAACAAGCUGAACAUCUGAGGAAAAAAUCAUUUAAAAUUAGACAGAAAGCUGCAAGGAGAAAAGGCAGUUUGUAUGGAUUUGCCCUUCUUCGUCGUCGGGCCCUGCAGUUAGAAGAACUUACCUUGGGCAAAGACACGGCUGAUAAUGCUCGGACACUCAACGAGCUGGGAGUUCUGUAUUAUUUACAAAAUAACCUUGAGACAGCCGAUCUGUUCCUCAAGCGCUCCUUAGAAAUGAGGGAGCGGGUCCUUGGACAAGACCACCCUGAUUGUGCGCAGUCUCUAAACAAUCUUGCAGCCCUCUACAAUGAGAAGAAACAAUACGAUAAAGCAGAGGAGCUCUACGAAAGAGCUCUAGACAUUCGGAGGCGAGCUUUGGCCCCAGACCACCCUUCCCUGGCUUACACAGUGAAACACCUCGCAGUUCUCUACAAAAGGAUGGGGAAAUUUGAAAAGGCCGUGCCUUUGUAUGAAUUGGCCGUAGAAAUACGGCAGAAAUCUUUUGGCCCGAAGCACCCUAGUGUAGCGACUGCGUUGGUGAAUCUGGCUGUGCUUUACUGCCAAAUGAAAAAGCAUAUCGAAGCCCUGCCCCUCUAUGAGCGUGCUUUAAAGAUUUAUGAAGAUAGCCUGGGUCGAGUGCAUCCUCGAGUCGGAGAAACACUAAAAAAUUUAGCCGUACUUCGCUAUGAAGAGGGAGACUUCGAAAAAGCCGCCGCACUGUACAAAAGGGCCAUGGAAAUAAAAGAAGCUGAAGCCUCACUUUUAGGAGGAAAAGCCCUGUCACAGCACUCCUCAAGCGGGGAUACAGUCAGUUUAAAAACAACCGUGACUCCAGACGUUUUUCUUGACGGAGAAGAAGGAAACUGAUUCAACAACGUGGCGGUCACAGACCAACCAACUUGCCCCAGCCCUCUCUCGCAACUGCACUUUAGUACCGAAAAGGAGCCAAACCUACGCCUUUGAUGUUGAAAACUUGGAAGGACAAAAAAAAUUCAAUUUUUAAAAAUGUUCUUUUCCUGGCUGUCAUGUUAUGUUUCACGUUCAUCUAGGAACAGGCACCGAUUUGGACUCUGGCAACUUUUGGAGGUGUCCAGAGAGACUAAACAGGUACUUUUUAAAUGAUUCACUUGUAGGUUUUUAAAUGCAGAGUAAUUUCCUAAUUAUAUCCUCCAGGAGAUGAAAAUUCCAAAAAUGAGAUUCUUCCUUUUGCUAAAGCAAAAUGCCGGCACAAUCUGUAAAUCGGGAGACUCAGGGUGUUUUCGCCCUAGUUCCAGCCUCCUUUGUAGCCCACGUAAAGCUAGUUAGGUUCUCCCUCCUUCAGCUUACUCCACUUCAUAAAAUAAAAUCAGCUUAUGCACGUAACCUACCUCUCACAAGUAUUCUGAGGCUUUAUGGGAUGAUGUUUCUUAAUGUUUUGAUUUCUUUUCAUGAAAGUCCUUUUAAAAUAUAGGGCAUUGUGGCCUAGUAAGCUCUUUGCGGGCAUGGGACCUGUUUGCCACCUGUUAUACUCUCCCAAGGGCUUAGUGCGUUGCUUUGCACACAGUAGGCGUGCCAUACCAUCUGUUGGUUGAUAGUAGAAAGAGCUCAGCCUUGUCCCAGCUUUUCUUCCCAGUUCUGCCCCCGUAGGACCUUGGGCAAGAUAAAAAUCCCCUAAGCCUUUUGGACACCUUCUCGGGGAGAUGGGGAGGGGAAGAGUAUGUUUUCAUUUCGAAGUCCUGGAUAAACCAUGGUCUAUGCCUCAGGCUCACCACCCAAUCCCAACCUCUGGGAGCCUGUUUGCUGGUACCUGCUCUCUCCCUUUUAAAGACUGAGUCUGUGUAGGAUAGGGACCGCGAUGGACAUGGUUAUCUUGUAUCGAGCAGAAGGCUUAAAACUCUCAAAAUGUCAUUUAUUGCAGAGCCGAUUUUUCUGACUCUUCGAUCAUUUGCAACGGUUUGGAGGAAAGUGCCACAUCCCACCUAACUCUUAUUUAGGGCUCUGCUUUUUAAGCUAAAGGAGCAGUCGGUUUGGCAUGGUUUACUUAGCAAAUAGUGGUCUGUGGCUUAUUUUCUUGGGAUGCCUGCUCCCUGACCCGAGCUCCACUGUGUUGACUGCUUGCACUUCUGCAGGCCACCCUAAGAGAUCAGAGGGGUGCGGGAACAGGGAUGGAGUCGGUUCACCGCUCCGACAUCAGUAUUUUUCAGAGGCAAAAGGAGGUGAGGCGGAGGCUCUUGUGGGAUUGUUCCUGAAAUGGCGCUUGUAUCCUUCGUCUGGGAAAAAUACUCACUCCUCGAGUAGGCAGUGCCUGGGACUCUAAUUGAAGUCCUAAAAUGAGCUUUUAAAGUUUAUUUCUUCCCCAGUGCCCAAGAUGUUUCUGUAUCACCUACUAGUUUCUAGACAUUUUGAAAUCCUACUCACGGUUUCUGUUUUUGACAAUCUUUUACUGACCCUUGAAAAAUGUAUUUACCCAAAAUGUAAAUUUAAUUAUCCUCAUUAGUCUUAUCAUUUACCUCUCUGAAUUGACUUUCUUGUUGCCCUAAAAAAGCAGUAGCCUAAAGAUGACUGUAUGAAGUCGAGAACCUUGUUACAUGUGAAAUAUUUUUCUGUAUAUUUUCUAUCUUUGUAUAUAGUUUUCAUAUUUGUAAAAUUUCAAUUGGCCUUAACGGAAGAGGUGGAAAAACAUGAUUCUACACUGUUCUGAAAUGAAAAUAAAUUGUUGUUUGACUCCUC
This is a messenger RNA of Ornithorhynchus anatinus (platypus), 5796 nucleotides long. It is a transcript of the gene NPHP3, whose product is annotated as nephrocystin 3. Gene Ontology annotation, molecular function: protein binding. Bases 1 to 3954 code for a protein of 1317 amino acids. The transcript has 27 exons. NCBI's taxonomy places the organism in Eukaryota, Metazoa, Chordata, Mammalia, Monotremata, Ornithorhynchidae. Gene Ontology annotation, biological process: convergent extension; determination of left/right symmetry; kidney development. The record is from RefSeq and is a predicted model, not a curated record.